AGGAGAGGAACUGAGGUUUGCAAGCACUGUGGCUUGUCUGUUUCCUGUUUCACCAGACUGCUGUGCCAAAAGAAUGUCGGUACCGGAGAAAAAUGGAGAGGGGGCUGAGAACAUCUGACUGGCCGCUUCCCUGGACACCUGAGACCAGAGAGGGGGCUCAGAACAUCUGUCUGACCGCCUCCCUGGCCAUCUGAGACCAGAGAGACACUAGGGACAGAACCUAGGACCUGAGGUUUCUCUUGUCUUGGCAGGGAGGUGGCACUGAACCAGCGUCUCUGCAGUGGACCAACACUGAGCAUCGUGAAAGAUGCUCAUCCCAUCACUGACCUGAUCAGCAGCUGACGUCAGCACCUCGCCCUAGAUACAUAGCAGAUGACAGAGAGAAAGGCCAGGAUGUGGCGAUGGAGGAAUUAGGGCAGGUUCUCUGAGCCAUGCCAGUCCGGAGCCACAAGGUCCAAGCAGCUGUUCAAGGAACUGAAAGCCAAAGACAACAGGUGCUCGGGAGGUCACCAUGAUCAGCUCAGACCCCAAGUCCUCCCCUGGCUUGGCUUGGUGGGCUGAGAGCUACGAGGCCAAGUGUGAAAGACGUCAGGAGAUCCGAGAAAGCCGCCGCCGCCGCCGCAAUGAGACCACCUGCCGCCAGCCGGGGAAGGUGCUGAGGACCCAGCACAGGGAACAGCUUCAGAGAGCUCGGCAGCUCCAGUUCCUCAGAAGGAGAAACCUGGAAGAUGAAACGAAAGGCCAGGUCAGGGAGCAAGGGCCUUCCUGCAAGACAGAUGGAGGGACAUGUCAGGUGACUGUCCUCAAAGAGUCCUUGCCUGGUGCCAACAAGACGGCUUUCCCUGGACAGCAGGUAACAGGGACCAGCGCCGCCAUUUUCCCGACCCUGCGCCAUUCCUCCUCAAGCCUCCAGAGAGAUUUGGAUGGCCUCCAUUCCUCACACAUGACAGUCUGUCCAACACAGGACUCUGCCGUCAAGAAGCCACACAGACAGCACCGGGGUACUCAGACAAAGGCAGAAGAGGCACAGCCAAGAGUAAAGAGUGAUGCCAGUCAGCAAACCAACUGUGGAGUCGCAGUUCAAGAUAAGGACAUCAUCCAACUCUCUGAGUACCUCAAAGAAGCUCUCCAAAGGGAGCUGAUCCUCAAACAGAAAAUGGUGUUUCUCCAGGACCUGCUGCCUGCCCUGAUCCGGGCCUCUGACAGCUCUUGGAAGGGGCAGCUUAAUGAAGACAAACUGAAGGGCAAACUAAGGUCCCUGGAAAACCAGCUCUACACCUGCAUGCAGAAACAUACUCCCUGGGGAAUGAAGAAGGUGCUGCUGGAGAUGGAAGACCAGAGAAGCAAUUAUGAGCAGAAGGCUAAGGAGUCGCUGCAGAAAGUGCUGGAGGAGAAAAUGAGUGUGGAGCGGCAACUUCAGAGUGUGCAGCUGUCCCUGGCUUUUGCUGAGCAGAAGUGUGAAGAGUGGAGGAGUCAGUACGAGGCUCUUAAGGAGGACUGGAGGACCCUAGGGGAGCAGCACAGGGAGCUGGAGAGUCAACUGCAUGUGCUUCAGUCCAAACUACAGGGAGCAGACAGCAGAGGCUCACAGAUGAACCAGGCCCUGCGACUUCUAGAAAAUGAGCACCAGGAGCUGCAGGCCACGAUCGAGCGCCUGCAAGGGGACCGAGAGCAGCAGAGCUCCCACACCCAGGACCUACUAGAUCGGCUAAAGCGGUCAGAGGAGGAGAAACAGGUCCUGGUGAGCAGAGUACAGCAGCUGCAGAGUCUGCUUCAGAAACAGUCCUUACACCACCAAGAACAGGAGAAACUCUUAAAGAAAGAUCAGGCUUUACCUGUGUGGAAUCCAAAGCUCUCCCUUGAUGAAGCAAAGCCCGAGAGUACAGGGAAGGAGAAAGACUGGGAGCUCAGAGACCAGCUACAAAAGGAGACAUCUCAGCUCCGGGCCAAGGAAAAGGAGCGGCAGUGUGGCCAGUGGCUCCCGGUGCUGAUGGUGGUGAUGGCUACAGCACUGGUGGUGUUCCUGGCAAACAAAGACAGCCUGGGGAUCUGAGGAACUUCUGGCGUCUGUCUGGGGGAAGCUAGAAGCAAACGAC
Messenger RNA from Alexandromys fortis (reed vole), 2096 nucleotides. It is a transcript of the gene Traf3ip3, whose product is annotated as TRAF3 interacting protein 3. Lineage: Eukaryota; Metazoa; Chordata; Mammalia; Rodentia; Cricetidae. The coding region runs from base 512 to 2053 and encodes 513 amino acids. The transcript has 16 exons. The record is from RefSeq and is a predicted model, not a curated record.